This is a messenger RNA of Moneuplotes crassus, 1135 nucleotides long. NCBI's taxonomy places the organism in Eukaryota, Ciliophora, Spirotrichea, Euplotida, Euplotidae. The record is from the annotation of a GenBank genome assembly.
AUUUAAAUAUAUGAAGGUCCUACUUCUUUCCCUGCUCAUUGUGACAUCAUUUGUUACUGUUAGCGCCCUUACUCAUGGAGACUUUAAGGCAAAGUAUAGAAUUUAUACUGAUGGACACGCCGCUCCUUCUGAGGAAGACUUGCUCGAAAUGUAUAAGGAAUAUGUUGAGACAUUUAAGUCUGAGAUGCCCGGAAUGAACAGUAAUGCUGGAAGAUUCGAGAUCUUUAAGGAGACCGUCAACAAUAUUAUGACUCACAACCAGAACCCAGCCAAUACUUGGAAAAAAGGAAUCAACAAGUUCUCUGACUGGAGCGAGGAAGAGUUCUUUGAGUUCUAUGGACUUAAUGCUCCACAGAACUGCUCUGCUACUGCUUCUCCAAAGAAGGUGUACAAUGCUGCCUAUCCAAAGUCCUUUGAUUGGAACACUGAACACAAUAAGGUAACACCUGUCAAGAAUCAGGGAAGUUGCGGAAGUUGCUGGACAUUCUCCACUGUUGGAGCAAUGGAGGCUCAUGCUCUUAUUGCCACUAACUCUACUCCUGAUGAGACUUACAACUUUACUGAGCAACAGCUAGUUGAUUGCGCCCAAGCUUACGAUAAUCAUGGAUGCAGUGGAGGACUUCCAUCUCAUGCCUUUGAAUAUAUCAGUCAAAAUGGAGGACUUGAGCACAGAGAGACUUACCCAUACUAUGCUAAAGAUAUGGAUUGUAUCCACAGCUCCGAUAACUCAGUUGUUACUACUAGUGGAUCUUUUAACAUCACUCUUGGAGAUGAGGAACAACUUAUCGAAUCCCUUUAUCACGAAGGACCAAUUUCGGUUUCAUACCAAGUUAUCGCAGGAUUCAAGGACUACGAGAGUGGAGUCUAUCAGAACAACACUUGUGGACAAACCACUAUGGAUGUCAACCAUGCUGUCUUAGCUGUAGGAAAAGGAUUUGAAGAUGGUACCGAAUACUAUCGUAUCAAGAACUCCUGGGGACCAGACUGGGGAGACCAAGGAUUCUUCAAGAUCAGAGCUAGAACUAACGAAUGCGCUAUUGGUGUCUGCAACUCUUACCCAGAGAACGUUCAUUUGAUCUCAAGAAACCCAAUGUACUCAGUGAAAGAUUACUUAGCUUCUGCAUAAUUUCCGUCU